AUGGUGUCACUGGUGAGGCAGCCCCAGAAUCCCUAUGACCGAAAUGCAGUGAUGGUGUCAAAGUAUGGGACACAAGUUAGACAUAUAAAGAGAGAGCUGGCAGCCCCAAUGGCUUAUAUUAUGGACAACAAGCUGGCAUUGAAAAAUACUUUUAACAAGUUAUUUGAUAAUUUGAGUACAACGCGUGAGAUGGAUCCAGCUGAGGUAAUACGUACCCCUCUGAUGACAAACCAGAGGCAGGCACUGUGCCGGAUGGCUUCCUGGGAGAACAACAAAGACCUUCCCCCAUUCUGUGAGCAGAAGAGUGAACUGUAUUUUAACAUGCUUAUGAACUUUGCGAAAGAAAGGCCACAGAGGGUCCCUGGGGGGAGGAUUUUGGCUGAAGACAUAGGAAUGGACUAAACCCUAACAACCAUUGCACUGAUAGUUUCCAAUUUCUACAACAGAAAACCUUUGCCCCUGGAAAAAUGUGCAGUGAUGAAACUGAUCCUGGGGCGAGUUCUACAGCCAGAGUCAGUGAUUGUGUGUCCUCUCUCUUUGAUCAGCAACUGGCUGGACCAGUUUGAGCAGCAUGUUUGGGACGAUGUCAAUCUGAAAGUUUACUUAUACUGGGGUCCUCAAUGGCUGCUCAAGGGUAAUUUCCUGUCUGGACAGGAUAUUGUCCUCACAACCUACAAUAUGCUGUUCUCAGAUUGUGGAAACAAAGCAAACGGUCCACUGCACAAAGUAAGCUGGCUGAGGGUGGUGUUGGAUGAAGAUUACAUAAUCAGGAACCCAAAUGCUCUGCAGAGCAAGGCUGCACUGGACCUAAAAGCCGAGAGAAGAUGGAUCCUGUUUGGAACACCCGUUAAGUACUGUUUAAAUGAUGUGUGGAUGCUCAUUGCUUUCCUAAAGCUACAGCCAUUUGAUGUGAGGGAAUGGUGGACCAGAGUCAUUCAGAGGCCUGUGACCAUGGAAGACAAAGCUGGGCUCAAGAACCUGCAGGCUCUGGUAAAAGGACUCAGAGAUACUGGCUCUCCCAGUGAGCUACAGGACAGACUCAUCAGUAAGAUCACUGUGGUUAUGAGCUUUGGCUCAGAUGACAGGGUGGUGCAGAGAAUCCAGACAUAUGGCACACUUAUCACGUACUGUGCCCACGUCUUCUGUAGACCCUGUAUCUGUGAGGUCAUCAGCUCUGGCCAGGAGCAAGCAAGGUGUCCUAUCUGCAGUGCUCAGAUCCAAGAACUGGUGGAGUGUCCUGGGGAACAAGAAGAUACUGGCACUGUGGCUUUGGAUGGCAAGAACAGAUGGCACUCUAGCGCCAAAGUGGAUGCCCUGAUGAGCAAUCUGUUGAAACUCCAUAGUGAAUAUUCCACCAUCAAGUGUCUGGUGGUCUCCCAGUUCAAGUUUCUAACCCUUUUAAGUGCCUCUGUGGUGGUCUUCAGAUUAGCUCAAGAACAGUGCAUAGAGAGCUUCACAGAAUGGGUUUCUAUGGCUGAGCAGCUGUAUCCAACCAAGCCUUGCAUCACCAAGCGCAAUGCAAUGCAGCGGAUGCAGAUCUGGAAGACUUCUCCUGGAAGCCCAACUAUUAUGCUUCUGUCCCUCAAAGCUGGAGGGGUGGGGCUCAAUCUUACUGCUGCAUCCCAAGUCUUCCUAAUGGAGCCCGCAUGGAACCCAGGAGCAGAAGACCAGUGUGUUGAUGGGUGUUAUCAACUUGGUCAGACCAGAGAUGUGAUCAUCACCAAGUUUAUUGUGAAGGACUUGGUGGAAGAAAACAGGGUGAGAAUUCAAAAGAGAAAGCAUCAGCUAGUAGAGAACCUUUGAAUGAAAGAAUGCUGAGGACUGAAACCAGGCACAGAUAGAGCAGAUCUCCUCAUUUAUGGAGAUUUAACUUUAUUGCUAUAUUAGAAUUCACUUAUUUUAAUUUGCAAUAGCUUGCCAAUUGGUUUGUGAUCAUUUAAUUUUUUUUUUCCUGCCUUUGACCAGUGUCCUUUAAAACAUUCCAGUCUCACUUUAAAAGAUGUUUACUGGGAUGGCCCCACUACUUUUUAAAUGUGUACCAUUUCCUCCACAUGCUGUCUUUGCUAUAUCCUUUAUUCAAUAAUAAUUUGAGUACUGAAG
Molecule: messenger RNA, 2100 nt
Organism: Electrophorus electricus (electric eel)
Lineage: Eukaryota; Metazoa; Chordata; Actinopteri; Gymnotiformes; Gymnotidae
Source: RefSeq, a predicted model, not a curated record